Molecule: messenger RNA, 6024 nt
Organism: Penicillium crustosum
Lineage: Eukaryota; Fungi; Ascomycota; Eurotiomycetes; Eurotiales; Aspergillaceae
Exons: 9
Coding region: 1-6024 (2007 amino acids)
Molecular function (GO): protein binding
Source: RefSeq, a predicted model, not a curated record
AUGAAAGAGUGCGCCGCCAACCACUCGACAUAUACAAAGCGAGAUGGAUCUAAGAUAGAAUACCGUCAAGUAUUUGGCCAGGUGGUGCAACGACUUUUAAAGUUCAAGGCCAUCGGUGAUUCUGUAGCUGCGAUUGAUCCCACUCACCUAGCAGUCCCCUGGGCAGCAAUUAGUUUGGUUCUUCAGGUUACAGUGAAGGAUUUUGAAAGUAAUCAGACUCUGUGUGAAGGAAUUGAGAUUUUCUCCGGCUUGGUUCCACGAUAUGCCUUGUUUGAGCGUUUGUACCUGCGUCCCACAUUCCCUCUUCAGGAUGCGUUGCAACAGGCAUUGGUCAAGUUAUAUGCUACGGCGCUGAAGUACCUCCUCAAGGCCCAAGAGUACUAUACCACGAAAACCAUCAGCCUCAUCCUUGCCUACGAUGAGUUUGACGGGUGGAUGGAUGAGAUCAGAGAGCAACAGCGAAUUGCAGACGAGUCGGCGCGAUUGAUUGACGCCCGGGCUAACAGAGACUCGGAUGACACACUGGACUCGAUCAAAAGAGAACAGGAUUCUCUGAUAGAAGGCUUGCAGUAUUUUCACGAGCCUAUCCAAUUUAUCCGAGAUGGCGUGGUGGAGCGCGAAAGGGACGAGCAGGAGUGCCGGAUCCUCAACUGGCUCAUUCGCCUCCCCCUGGAUGGGGUUCACAGACACAGGCUAGAGGCUCGUCUGCCUGACUCUGGUCACUGGAUAUUCGAGGAAGAGAACUACAAGCAAUGGCGUGUAUCCAGCAAAUCAGCUCUAUUAUGGCUCCAUGGACCCCCGGGGUCGGGAAAGAGUACAAUGAUGUCCACGAUCAUUGGUAGCCUGCAGGCCAACCACGCACAUGCUCCAGGUGGCCCUCUUGCCUACGCCUUCUUCUCGCGCAACGAUUCUGAUCGACGCUGGCAAGACCCUGUGACCCUCGUGUGCUGCCUAAUUGCCCAGCUCGCUCGCUCAGGACCCUCGGCCUUAUUGCGCGGAGAGGUCAUUCGCGCCUAUGAGACUAUGGUGCAGGAAAGGGGUGAGAUUGCAGUUGCAGAUGGAGCCCGUCCUGCGUGGAACGAUGCAAUCCGGCUUCUCUUGGAACUCAUAGACAGCGGAACUACCACUAUCUGCAUUGAUGCAAUUGACGAGUGCGCUGAAGAUCUCCGUGGUGAUUUCUUUGAUUUGAUUGAUUGUCUACUGACCAGAACCGAUGGGGGGCGAGUCAAAAUUAUCAUCUCCAGUCGCCCAUCGCUGAAUAUUCUGGGUCGAUUCCCCUUGUGGCCGUCUGAUAGCAUUGAUGUGGGUCAGAACAGUGCAGACCUUCGGGCCUAUGCUCGGAAUAGAGCUGCGGAAUGUGUCAAAAGGAUGAGGCAACGUGCUCACCCUGUUCCGGAUAAUUGGGAGGAAACCUCAACACAGCAGUUGAUUGAGGGCUCUCAGGGCAUGUUCCUCUGGGUCAAACUGCGCGCCAGUACGCUACUCCUCCAGUCCGACAGUACGAUCUUUGAGGGAGAUUUGCUAUUGCAGCCAUCCAGCGAUCUGCCCGAAGCUCUGAUCCGGCUUUUCGAAACUAUCUACGCCAGAAUCAUUGCCAGUAGUCCGCAAGGAUCAAUAACACGCCAAGCAGUCUUCACACUAUUCCGAUGGCUAUUGUGUGCACAGGCGCCUAUCCCAGCAGAAGACCUCAUCCGCGCUCUCGCUGUCUUGAUAGCAAAAGACAGGAUUGCCUCCAAUACACAGGGCACAAAUAUUACUGUUCCUAUGGUACUGGAGAGCUGUCAAGAUUUGGUGGUCGUCGAUCAAGACAGCAACGAAAUCCGCUUCGUCCACACGUCAAUACGUGAUUUUCUCAAGCUCAAGGACGGGAUGCAAUCGGUAGAACAACAUGCUGCGGUGGCCCAUCUCUGUUUAGCCACUGUGCAGAAUCUGGCGAUAGAACCACCGACGACCUCCUUGCCGCGCGACAAGUUUCACUACUAUGUGGUGCUCUAUUGGGCCUUACAUGUAGAGCAGGCAGGCCAAGAGCAUCAAAUCCAAACCAUACAUGACGCAUUUGAUGACCUAUGCCAUGAGCAACCUUGGUUUAAAUCCUGGCUCCCCGAGAUUCAGCCUGCUUCUUCGCUCAUUCUUGAGUGGAAUGACCCUCAUAAAGACAAGAUCAUACAGGCUAUUAGCUCACCAGCCACAUCGUUUUUCACUGCCUGUGCGUUUGGUUUUACCAAGGUUGUUCGAUACUGCAUCCAAUCCAACAGCAAUCUAAUUCACCACGCGAAUGAUAUGGGCGCUACGGGCCUGCACCUCGCUUCUGAAUAUGGCCACGAGGAGAUUGCCGAGGCGCUUUGCAAAGCCGGCGCUGAUGUAAAUUCUACUGAUACCGACGGCGAGACCCCUCUGAUUCGCGCGGCCGCGGGUGGCUACAAAGUUCUAGUGUUGAUGUUGCUAGAUAAGGAGUCCAAUAUACGAGCUCAGGGCCAGCGAUACGGAACAGCGUUGCACGGUGCGGCUCUUCAUGGCCAUUUGGAUGUGGUUGAGAUUCUUCUCGAUCGUGGUGCUGAUAUCAACGUAACUGGUGGGCAGUUUGGCACAGCCCUACAUGCAGCCUGUCUUCGCGGCCAAGUGAAGAUAGUCAAGCGGCUUCUCGACGCAGGUGCGGAUAUAAAUGCACCAGGCGGGGCAAAGAAUGAGGCGCAGGAUAAGACUACUGCUGGGCCUACAUCGGCUGCCAGUUUCUUCAUUGCUGCCAAGCACGUACUGGAAAAUCGACGUGUCGCUAAGGGUAGGACUCCGCGUGCGUCAAAACGCAGGGAGGCAGAGCAGAUAUUUCAGUUAUCACUAGAUCGAAAUGUGGACAUUAACAUCUUAACGGGGGGCUUUGGUCCGCCAUUGCAUAUUGCAGCUAGGGCAGGCCAUGAGGAGGUCAUCGACUUACUGCUAAGGCGUCCUGGGAUAUCCGUUAACUGUCAAGGUGGUGAAUAUGGCACUGCGCUGCAGGCCGCGGCCGUAGCCGGCCGCACUAUCAUCGUCCAGAGACUUCUCGAUGCCAAGGCCGACCCCAACAUGCAAGCCGGGAAGUAUGGCACAGCGUUGAUAGCAGCUUGCCGCCAGGAGAAUUUCGGGCUUGCAGAUCUUCUGUUACAGUCAGGCGCUGAAGUAAAUAUCCAGGCGGGCGUCUAUGGCACUGCCCUUCACGCAGCGUGCCGUAGCGGUAAUAUGCUUCUAGUCCAGCGUUUGUUACACGCCGGGGCCGAUGUCAAAUUGACCGGGGGCGAUUAUCAUACGGCCUUACAAGCUGCCUCUCGAGAUGGAUUUGUCGAUAUAGUGCAUGUUUUGCUCCAGCGUGGUGUUGAUGUCAAUGUUCAGGGCGGAACAUUUGAGAGUGCGCUACGGGCCGCUACUGUGGGUGGCCAUCAUCGGGUCGUGGAGAUGCUGUGUGCAGCAGAGGCCAAAAUGGACAAAUGUCUGGAGUUAGCCUGUUUAGGUGGGCACCAGGCAGUGGCUGAAGUCCUCCUCGCCCAUGGAUCAGACCUGAUGGGCCCUUCGUACGGGUACCACACGCCGCUACAAGCAGCUAUGGCGGGACGUCACCACUCCCUCGCGCGAUGGCUCCUUGAGAAGGGGGCGAAAGCUACUGAUUCCAAAGGAAUAUGGGGCACAAAUCUCCAACUUGCAGCGCUGGCUGGCGAGGCGGAGCUUGUUGGCAUCUUUCUCGGGCACGGAGCAGAUCCCUGGGAGGAAAAUGAUAUCCUCGAGGAGAGCGUCAUCGAGAAGUUUGGCGUCACGCUACCAAUUUGGGAGUAUACAUAUCCCAUAGUAAUUGCGGCAGCAGGAGGUCACAGUCAGGUUGUUACGCUUUUACUCGAGAGUGAUGGCCAUGACCGCUCCGACGGAUGGGAUAACGCUCGGUCUUGUGUCAAAUCCGCGCUUCGCGAUGCACUACACGUGGCACUGGAGACAGGUCAACAGGCAGUAGUCGAUCUACUAUUGAGUUAUGAUGUACCAGUUGAUCGCGCCACUGUUAAACACGCAUGUUCCGUUUCCAAUCCGAAUGUGGUAAUCUCCUUGCUAGAAAUGCGGGACCGAGAUACUUCGGAGCAAGACGGGUACGACAACAGCAUAUGCGCACUUUACGAGGCUGCUCUCCACGGAAAGAUCGAGCUCGUGGAGCUACUACUGCCGCGGGCUAUCCAAAGCAACCACUUUGUGCCCACAGAUCUGGCGCAAGCUCUACAGAAUGCGGUAUCUUCCGAGAAUUUGGAGAUUGUCCACAAGCUGCUUCACUAUGGCGCGAGUGCCACUAUCCAGUCUGACUGUCUCAUUCAGUCCCACCUAGUCGACCCGAGCCUGACACUGCCCACUCCGAGUGCGGCAGUGGUUGAUGAGCAUAGAGAAAUUGUGCAGACCCCUCUUGAUCGCAAGGGAAACAUUAAUAUCCACCGCGAGGAGUAUGGGAAAGCUCUUCAAACAGCCGCAUAUGACGGCGCGGAAGAUUUAGUGACCCUUCUGCUGAACAGUGGUGUCAAUGUCAAUGAUGAAGGGGGCAAGUAUGGGACCGCGGUGCAGGCCGCGGCCGCAGGUGGUCACGAAACUAUCGUCCAACGGCUCAUCAGUGCCGGGGCCAACCUGCGCUCCCAGGGGGGACACCAAAAGCGGUACAAGACAAUCAAGAAGAGAUUCGAAACAGAACCGAUCCGAAAACAAUGUGGUUUGCAUGGCACCGCACUUCAAGCGGCUGCAAUAUCUGGAAAUGUGAAUAUUGUGGCGAUGUUAGUACAGGCUGGCGCCGAUAUCAACGAUAUCGAUUCACUCGGAGAAACUCCCCUGCAUCACGCGGUGUACUACAAUCAUCUCCCUGUGGUUAAAUUUCUGAUCAACAAGGGAGCCGAUGUCGAAGGGAUAGAUUCUGAAGGCCACAGUCCUGUGCUUCUUGCAGCCCUAAUGGGUCAUCUAGAUAUCCUUGCGUACCUUUUCUCUUCAGCGACCGAAUCUAUUACCAACUCUGCGGUUAUGAAGAAGCGGUCACUGCAUUUAGCGUCACAGAACGGGCGUAUUGGUAUCAUCGAACACCUCAUUGCCGAGCAGAUUGAUUUAGAGGUGCAAGAUGAAACCGGGCAGACGGCUUUGUUCCUCGCGUCCUCGACUGGUCAAUGUUCCACAGUGCGCUUUCUCAUCGAUAAUGGGAGUAAAAUCCAUCACCGCGCUCACAACCUGUGUAUAGCCCUCCACAUGGCCGCAAAAUCAGGCCAUGACGACGUGGUCCGCCUGCUUCUGACAUCUGGGGCCGAUAUGCUUGCAGUGGACAACCGCGGUUGGUCAGCGUUGCACUAUGCCGCGGCGAGGGGCCAUAGCAAAGUGGUGUAUCUGCUUAUAGAGCGAGGCAUGUCGCCGAAUCUACAAGAUUACGUGGGGAAAACAGCGCUGCACCAUGCGGUCUCUUCACAAAACACAGAAACGGUUACCAUCUUGCUUAACAAUGGAGCCAACACCAAAGCCAAAAGUAACGAUGGAAAGACACCCAUUGAGCUCCCACGGCGACCCGGAGAAGAUGGCGUGAGAGAUUUGCUCAUUCGGCAUGAAGCAGCAACCCCCAACGAGAGAGAACAGCCUGUUGAUUCUCCUUCAACAGACUAUGACGCGAGCAGACGUUCUUCAGUAGUUCAUGACAUGAGCAUGCGUGGUUCUGUGGCCCCUACAAGGAGCGGCCGUUCUUCGGCAGCCUCUGCUAGAAGUAGUGGCUCCUCAACAGCCUCUUCUACCUGUUCUAGAGGUAGUCGCUGCUCAACAAGCUCUGCUAGGAGUGGUAGUUCAGCAACAACCUAUGCUAGUCGCGCUAGGGAUACUAAAUAUGUUGAUCAGGGUGAGGAUGCAACGAUCAAGAUUAUGAUGGGGGUACACAUGGCCACCAUCGAGACCAUGAUGGGGGUACACAUGGGCAUGAUGAAGAUGGUGAUGUUGAUGAUGAUGUUGAUACUUUUGGUAUUGGCCGUGAUGUUCACCACUCUAGGCAUGAUAAUAAUGAGAUAG